AUGAGAUGUUGUGUGAGUGUCGGUGAGGUGGUCAGUGACAGGGGAGGGCAUCGGCAUCGUCAGACGGUGUGCGCCCACAUCGCUCCAGCCUGUGGUCCUGAGGACGGCGAGCCCCCCCUCCCGAGGGCCUGCACAUGGCGAGUGAACACCUCCCUCACCACCCCCACUCCCUUCACCUGA
Molecule: messenger RNA, 180 nt
Organism: Auxenochlorella protothecoides
Lineage: Eukaryota; Viridiplantae; Chlorophyta; Trebouxiophyceae; Chlorellales; Chlorellaceae
Exons: 1
Coding region: 1-180 (59 amino acids)
Source: RefSeq, a predicted model, not a curated record